This is a messenger RNA of Myxocyprinus asiaticus (Chinese sucker), 2712 nucleotides long. RefSeq names its product transcription factor 7 (gene tcf7). The transcript is spliced from 12 exons. Gene Ontology annotation, cellular component: beta-catenin-TCF complex. Gene Ontology annotation, biological process: canonical Wnt signaling pathway; regulation of transcription by RNA polymerase II. Lineage: Eukaryota; Metazoa; Chordata; Actinopteri; Cypriniformes; Catostomidae. The coding region runs from base 159 to 1319 and encodes 386 amino acids. Gene Ontology annotation, molecular function: DNA-binding transcription factor activity, RNA polymerase II-specific; RNA polymerase II cis-regulatory region sequence-specific DNA binding. The record is from RefSeq and is a predicted model, not a curated record.
CGAGUGUUUGUUACUUUCAAGUCGCGCGGAUCCUCAGAGCACAACGAACUUUUCCUCUCUCGCGUGUGAACGGAUCCGCCGAGCGCAAAAAAACGGCCACAACAACGACAACGACACAAACUCCACUGAUAAAGUUGGCGUGUCGAUCAGCGUCUGAUAUGCCGCAGCUGAACGGUGGAGGGGGGGAUGAUCUCGGGGCGAAUGAUGAGAUGAUCGCGUUUAAAGAUGAAGGAGAUCACGACGAGAAGAUCCGCGAGAGCGCGUUCACGGAGAGCGACCUGGCUGAUCUCAAAUCAUCUCUGGUCAACGAGUCGGAGAUCAGCCAGAACUCACACUCUGCCGUGAUCAGGAGAGGUCAGCAGGAGGAUCAGAGACUUUACACUGAUAAACGAGAACAUCUGGACGACGUGCCAAAACAUCAAGAUGGAGGGAUGUACAAACCUCCGUAUUCUGGAUACCCUUUUCUGAUGUUGCCUGAACCGUAUCUACCAAAUGGACCUGUCUCACCAUCUUCCAACAAAGUGUCGGUGGUCCAGCAGGGGAUGCAUCCAUUAACGCCGCUGCUGCCGUACGAUCACUUCAACCCAGGCCCUACACACAUUCCCACAGAAGUCAGCCAUAAACCAGGUGUUCACAGACAUCAGUCUCAAGACAUCUCCAGUUUCUAUUCGCUGCCUCAAGGCCAGAUCACCCCCUCCAUGAACUGGCCCAAUCAGCCUGUGUACCCUCUGCCCUCCUGUGGCUUCAGACAGUCCUUCUCCUCCAGUCUACAGAGCAGCUCUUCUUACCCCAGGUUCUCUCAUUCUCUGAUGCUUCAGUCUGGCAUGCACCCUACGGGCAUCCCACACCCGGCUAUAGUGCCCCCUUCUGGCAAACAGGAGCAUGACCAGUUUGACAGGAGCAUUUAUUCUAAACCUCAUCCAGAAGCGAAGAGAGAGAAAGAGCCCAAAAAGCCUGUGAUCAAGAAACCUCUGAAUGCCUUCAUGCUCUAUAUGAAGGAGAUGAGAGCUAAAGUGAUUGCUGAGUGUACACUGAAGGAGAGCGCCGCCAUAAACCAGAUCCUGGGACGACGGUGGCAUGCUCUGACACGUGAGGAACAGGCUAAGUACUAUGAACUGGCGCGGAAAGAGCGGCAGCUUCACAUGCAGCUUUACCCCAGCUGGUCUGCCCGCGACAACUACGACACCCGUGCGAACUUGAGGGGAACUGAAAUCACCUCCUUGACACCAGUUGAUGGCUCAGAAAAAGGCAAGAAGAAGAGAAGGAAACGAGAUAAGCAGCAAGACUCCAGCACAGAUAACUCUCUUGACUGUUCCUAGGAGGAAAAAGAAGUGCAUUCGCUACCUUCAAAGAGGACACUGCGCCAGCCCCCAUUCUUCCGAUGGAAGUGCUAUAGACUCCCCUAUCACCUGCCAAACCCCGCCUCUCCCACACGCUGCUCCUUCUCUUCCCCCGACUCCCCCAUCAGCAGCCCCCGCCCACACAGCAGCAAUCGCCCCGCCCACCCACCCAGACUGUCACUCGACUUCAGCCGAGUUAAAACAGAGAACACGAUACACCAGUCACAAUAACCGAUCAGAUCACAUCAGGAGCCUUCAAUCUGAAGACUCAUUUCCUGCGUACAGUCCACAUAAAUUCCUAAAGUUCUCCACGCUUCAGUAUCCUCAGAUGGGGCUUCUUCUCACCUUUCACAAAGUAAUGGCACUAGAGAUUUCCUAAAGGGGGAAUUUCAUGAAGAAAUGUGCAGGUCAUAUUUCAGUAUGUUUUGCAUAAAGAAAAUGAAGCCUAUUUUAAAGACCCCUAAGAAUUUUGUAUUUAUUUGUAUUUUUUUGGCAAUAUUUAAAUUGUAUUUAUACAUCAUGGUAGUACUUGUAUUUCUGCCUUUAAUUUAUGAUGAUUUACUAAAACAAUCACUAUAUUACAGUAAUUAGAAUCACCAUAGUGUAUAGCAAUUACAAAAUAAUAAUAAUAAUAAUAAUAAUAAUAAUAAUAAUAAUAAUAAUUGUUUGACAUGCAAUUAAUGGCAUAAUGCAAACAUAUUCAUGGAAUUUUUCUUAAUGUAAUAUAUAUGUAUAUAUAUUGAUUUUGUUGUAAAAUAUGACCCGCACAUGUUCUUUGUGAGAUUCACCCAAUAGAUUCUGUUGGUGAUUGUUGGUAAGGUGUAGCUUACAUACUUCCAGGUUCUCAUUAGGAAUAUGAGGAUCAUUCAUCAUUAAAUUCCACGUCUUUUUUUUAUCACUGAAAACAGUGCCAGUUCUCACAAUCACCCUUUUACAAUCAAAUGAAUAAGUGUUGUAAAGCUUUGUUUUUUAUAGAUAUGAAAGUCCAUAAAUAACUCAACUUUUAUAUGUUUUUAUGUAAAAGAAAAAAAAAAACAAGAAAAAAAAAAAAACAUUUUUGUUCAUUCACAUGCCAUUUUUAUUGUUUUUCAUGUGUAGAUUUUAUGUAGGGUGCUGUGCCUGUCAUUCAUCCAAACAGCUGUAUAAAGUGAAGUAUGUGCAUGUAUUUUGUUUGUUUCAGAAACUGCUCUAUUCGUUAUCUAGCAGCCAUUCAGUAUUCACUCAGGUCUGUUCUGAGGCUUCAAUCAUUUCUGCGUCAGAAAACAGCCUGUGAAGUCAAACUUCCAGCAGACGGAGCUGUUUCAUCAACAGUAUUCACAAAUAUCAAUCUCCUGCCCUUUUCAUAUGUCUUUUUGCUUUUGAUGUAACAAUA